This is a messenger RNA of Gadus morhua (Atlantic cod), 5648 nucleotides long. RefSeq names its product adenylate cyclase activating polypeptide 1b (pituitary) receptor type I (gene adcyap1r1b). The coding region runs from base 519 to 2147 and encodes 542 amino acids. Gene Ontology annotation, molecular function: vasoactive intestinal polypeptide receptor activity; peptide hormone binding; G protein-coupled peptide receptor activity. Gene Ontology annotation, biological process: adenylate cyclase-modulating G protein-coupled receptor signaling pathway; cell surface receptor signaling pathway. The transcript is spliced from 14 exons. Lineage: Eukaryota; Metazoa; Chordata; Actinopteri; Gadiformes; Gadidae. Gene Ontology annotation, cellular component: plasma membrane. The record is from RefSeq and is a predicted model, not a curated record.
CACGGUAAGUAAGCCAGGGAUGUGCUUAUUUGAAAUGCGCAGCGCAUUCUUCUCCAGCGGGCGGAGAGACGAGUCGCAGAGGUCCGCAGGACAAGGUGCUCUACCCUCAUCAUCAUCCCAAUUAGGCUCCGUUUCUCUUUUAAAAACCCGGAUCACAUAUUUGAAGGAUCUUUUUUUUUUUUUUUUGCCACAUUUAGCGACGAGCUGAAGUUAUUGUCGGUCCGUGCAGAUUGGAAUCCCCCCCCCCCCAACCCCCCCCCCUCACCAUCUCUGUAGAAGCUGCUCCGGGGGACAGCGUGCCGGGUUGGAGGUUGUGGCUGCUGCUCUGGAGGAACCUUGAUUUGACGAUAGUAAGCUGAGCUGCACUGUCAAUCAGAACCAGACCGUCUCUACGAGACCAAGACCGUCAGUGGAGGAAUCAGAACAUCCAUAGGAGCAAAACUGACUCUAGAAGAACCCGACCAUCUCUAGAGGAACCAAACCAACUCAAGGCUAACCAGACCAUUUCUAGAGGAACCAUGGCUGCCUCCAUGUCUCUGAUUCUACCUCUACUGCUGCUGCAUAUGGCCUCCGGCCAACACGGACCAUCGGACUGUGUCAUCAAGAUGGAGCGCGAGAAAUGUCUGGAGAAUAUGGCGGCGUACGAACCGGUCAACGACGAAGAAAUAGUAUGUCCCUGGUUCUGGGAUAACCUGACGUGCUGGGAGCCGGCCAGUCUAGGCGAAGUAAUCGAGGUCAACUGCCCUUCACUCUUCUCAGAGUCCAUCAGUGAAGAAGACUACGAGGUGGGGAAGGUGAGCCGUAACUGUACAGAGUUCGGCUGGUCGGAUACGUUCCCUCACUAUGUGGACGCCUGCCUCUUCGACGAGGGAAACAGCACACAUACCGACAUGUACUACCUGUCCGUCAAGGCGCUGUACACGGUGGGCUACAGCACCUCCCUCGUCUCCUUGACGACGGCCAUGGUCAUCCUCUGCAGGUUCAGGAAGCUGCACUGCACCAGGAACUUCAUUCACAUGAACCUGUUUGUGUCCUUCAUCCUGCGGGCCAUCUCCGUCUUCAUCAAAGAUGGAGUUCUGUACGCCAAGGAGGACAGCGACCAUUGCUUUAUCCACACAGUGGAAUGUCGAGCGGUGAUGAUAUUCUUCCAUUACUGCGUGCUCUCCAACUACUUCUGGCUGUUCAUUGAAGGCCUCUACCUGUUCACCCUGCUGGUAGAGACCUUCUUCCCCGAGAGACGCUACUUCUACUGGUACAUCAUCAUCGGCUGGGGAACCCCAACGGUUUGCGUGACCAUCUGGGCCGUAUUGAGACUGCACUUUGAUGACAUCGGGUGCUGGGAUAUGAAUGACAACGCUGCCAUCUGGUGGGUGAUCAAGGGACCGGUGCUAGCGUCCAUAAUGGUCAACUUCGUCCUCUUUAUCGGAAUAAUCGUAAUCCUUGUCCAGAAGCUGCAGUCCCCAGACAUCGGGGGAAAUGAAUCAAGUAUUUACCUGAGGCUGGCCCGCUCCACUCUGCUCCUCAUUCCUCUAUUUGGUAUCCACUACACGGUGUUCGCCUUCUCCCCGGAGAACGUGAGCAAGAGGGAGCGUCUGGUCUUCGAGCUGGGCCUGGGCUCCUUCCAGGGCUUUGUGGUGGCUGUCCUCUACUGUUUCCUGAACGGAGAGUAUAUCCCUCAAGGUGCAAUCGGAGAUCAAGAGGAAAUGGCGCAGCUGGACGGUGAACCGGUACUUUGCUGUGGACCUGAAGCACCGCCACCCUUCGCUGGCGAGCAGUGGGGUGAACGGGGGGACCCAGCUGUCCAUCCUCAGCAAGAGCAGCUCACAGAUACGUAUGUCCAGCCUGCAGGCCGAGACGCCAGCCAGCUGAACGGCAGCCAGAGCCAGCCCAUAAUCAUGUCCAGCCCUGACGCCAACACCACCACCAACGCCGCCAUGACCACCGCCAAGAGCACCACUAACCUCUCCAUCGCCAGGCCCACCUACACCCCUCUGCCCAUGACCAGCCUGUCCAACCCCUUCCCCAACCCCUACCCGGACACCUACCCGGACGCGGCCGUCAUGGAGACCCAGCUCGGCCCAGACAACAGCGACCCCCCGGCGGAGGCCCAGAGGCCGGCCAAACCCCCAGAGCAUCCUUUAGUCUAGCCCACCUGAUGAACAACCACCACCCUGUUCCAAAAUGCCCCCGAUGUGCCAAAAAAACCACCAACCUACAUCCGACAUUCCGCCCCUCCUAAGCUGCUUGUCCAGGUGCUGCUGCUGUGAAAUCCAAAAAAAAUAUCAGAUGGCUUCAAACGGGUCUUUGAUUGUAAAGGAGUCCUCUGAGCAAGAAGAUAGUUAAAGUUAUGUACAUACUACUGUGGUUACUUUCAAUAGGGUGUUUUGAUUGACCUUAAAAGCACAGCUAGGCCCGCUUGAAGAAUCAUCUUAUCCGUGCCAUCAUUGGAAAGUAACAACCAUUCCAUUUUGACAGAGGAAAUUAAGUUUGUGUUCUCUUCUUCUCGUCCAUGCCUCAAAGUGUUUUCCAGUAUUUGUAUUUGUCGAUAUCUUUAGCUCUCUCUCUUAAGAAGAACUCAGUAUUAAUGUGCUGUUGUGUGCCAAACCCCCCUUUGGAACGGCCAACUGAUCUGACACAAGUAAAGACUCUGGGGAAACAGCAGCCACUUCAUGUCAACUUUUCAAUACAACCCACUAGGUACUGAUGUCCUGGAGGUUGUCUUUUUCCUCAUUUACAACAAGUGUUAUGAGUGAAACUAAGGUUGAAUUGAUGCAUGUUGACUCCCAAGAAGAAAAUAUGGUAGUGUUUCGGGGAGGUGGCUUAUCUCCACCGUGCUCUUCGUGGGAGCUGACAAACGUCACUACUCCUCAUUCGUGAAAUAGUUUUUUUCAAUCCAGUGCUGUGGGUGAGUUGGCAAUUUUGUCGACUAAAUGUGUUAUUUCUGGAGGAGGCACAUUCUAGCGCGCACUGCCGUUUGAAUAUUAUAUUCAUAAUGUAUCAAUAUCAUGGCGGCCGUUUUGAGAAAUGUUGAGCGGAUGUUUCGUCUUGAUUUUACAGAUGAAACAAAGCAGUUUACGUGAAAGAGUUUAUGUAUAUUUACUGUCCAGAUUCACAAAAUGCCAAAAACAUUGCCCGAGACAAAAUGCUUGAUGCAGGAAUGCAUUUCUCGUUUCUAACAAGUGAAUUGUUACGAUUUCCAACAACGACCAUAAGGAAACGAAGCUAGCUGACCUUCUGAAAUCCCCCGAGAAGCUGCCUCCUCUCGCGGGAGGUUGGGUCCGCGUGGUUCUAAACAGCCGCUAGUACAUAACAUGUCAACGAAAGAUAACUCUUCAGAGGAUGUAAUAUAUAACAUUUAAAUGCUCAAGAAUUUGUUUAUUAAUUCAAACGAUGGUGAUUAAUUUUUUCUCGCUAUUUGACUUGACUUUGCUCGUUCUUAUUUGUAAAUCGUUUGUGUUUGUAGUGGAUUUCGACGAUUUUCCCUUGAAACAUCUGAUGUCCUCACGCAGGUAUUCCCAGUUAUUUGUUCUUUCAUUUCCUUUUGUUUUCUUAAGAAAAGAAAUAUAGUAGUGAAAAGCUAUUCUGGAGGAGCCUAUCAUUUGUUUGGGACAUUACAAGUACCUCUUUCUACCCUGCAUUAUCUUUCAUGUCUGUGAUCAUAUGUUUACUCAAUAUGUGUCUGAAGAAGAAACAAGCAAACACCAACAUUGAGAACAACAAUGUCACUUUUGGAGAAAGACUUUUUACUCUGGGGUAAUUCUCUCAUUCCAAAGAAGAAGGAUAUUCUCCUUCCAUAGUUUGCACCGCUCCAGGGGUUGUCACCGGCUGCUUUUGGGCCGUCACUUGCAACCGAUGUCACUGGAGGACCUUUUCCUUUGGGGUCUGGCGACGUACCUGUCCUCUCUGAAUACACCUCUUCGCUCACUUUGUUUCUCCAGAAGUGCCUUGAUGCACAAAGUAGGUUUGAUUGCCGUUUUUAUUUCGAUAUAAAACAACGAGAAGCAAAAAAAUUGAAAAGAAAACGAAACGGAAGGUAUUUAAAAGUGUAGUUGUGUUUUCACCGCACAAGACCGGAAACAUUAAACCUUGGGGGCCUUUAAAAGUAGCUUAUCAGUGUUUGAGAUGGGCCCAACAUAAUAUUGAUAGUUUUAAUGCACCUGUUAUAUUAAUUCUGAAUGGGUUUAUCACACAUAAUGUAUCUCUUCAUCUUGGCACACCCAACCUUUUUAAAUUGUAUAAUAAUCAACUAUAAUUGAUCAAAACUGUCCUGAGUUUAUAUUGCAGUUAUAUCAUCCAAACCUUAAAAUGUCUUGCAAGCUUUGGAAAUCUUGUCUCGAUGACCAGACAUGGAAACUUUAAGUACAGCUGAAGUCAAACAAAUGCAUUUGUGGCUGCUAAAAUUUAUUAUUGGACAGUAUUAUCAGGCCAAAUAGGCCAAUAUAUGUCAUACAAUUACCGAAAAAUAGCCUAUCUAUAAUGCACAUUUACAAAUCCUAUAAGGCAUACAAGUAUUUUUUUUCCAUAUCAGGCAGUCCGUAAAGAUUUUGUAAAAUCAAAGAAGGGCUGACCUGGAACUGUAUUUUCAUUAAUUAUUUUUUACUGUAUACGUUGUUGUAGUUUCUGCUCUGGCAUGAAAUAAUAAUACAUUUAAUACGAAAGUGCAGAUUUACUUACAGCCAUACGGGGGCGCUAUUUAACCGUAUGUCCCUGGUCGCGAUAAAUUCGGUCCAGAAUGUGGUUUAAAUUAAUUAUUAUUUGAGGUUAUUAUUAACAUAAUGACAAUCUUGUUUAGUUAUGAGCCUUUGAAAUAUAUAUAUAUAUAUAUUUAUGUGUACAUGAUUAUUUACGGUCCAUGUCGUCGAUAGUGUAUUUGGAGCCUUAUAUAGCCGGUACUAUGUUGAUGUCAAGUUAGAAAUAAUGACGCUGUCAAAAAGCUGAAGAUGAAGUAGUUUAGUGGCUUCUAGUAAAAUACAAACGUUCUGCAGUUUCGUGUUUACAACGGAAAUAAGCUGCCAUUGCUUUAUCUUAUAAAUUAUACCUUUUGUGGUUCAAAGUGAUCAAGCUUUUAACAUAUUUGCUGUGAUGGUUUUUGCUACUCCUUUUUGUAACGGUGGUUGUUUAAAGUAUUUUACGCCUAAUGUGAUAUAUUCUCUCGAAGGCUGCUACUGCAUGCAUUUGAAAUAGUCCCAACCUCAUUUGUACAGACAGAACUAAAUUGGUGAUUUUUAACAUAUGUCAUUAUGUGAACAUAUAUUCACUGUCAUAGCAGGAUGAGCCAAUAAGAAGGGUGUUUCAAAGGGCAUCCUUGAAAUUCAAGUGCCAAACAGGAAUUAACUGAACAUAUUUAUAUUUAUUCUACUACAAUCUGCUGCAUUAUCGGAACACACCUUGAGGAAGAUAUUGAAGCAUUUAUUUUCAUUUGGUCAAUUUUCAUUAAAAUGUAAUUUGACUCUGUUCAGCCGUGAGUGUGAUUUGGCUCAUCCAGACACUGAUGGCUGAAUGUAAAAUGUGUGUUUUGUAAAGGGAAUGAAUUCCAAAUUUUCUUUGACUUCUUUCUGUCCUGCCUGACAUCUCAUAAGCAUCGUAUCACAUACAAAUGCUAAUGUUGGAGAUUUUGUACAUUAUGGACAUUAAACGUUUUGAACUUG